AUGGCAACUCCCAAGCUAGAACAUAUCCUAACGCUCCGAGCGUACGGAACCCCUAUCGCUGUCCCCGCGGGCAAGGUCAGAAAUGGCCCGCUCCGAACUUGUCAUCCGCUAGAAGGAGGCUUCCUUCGAGGUGUGGAUGGGACAGAGACUGAAGGUUUGUCAGUCGACUUGACUUCUGGAGGCAGUGACUGGAUUUCAUACGACCCGUCGACCAACAUGGCACAUGUCGAUGUCCGAACUCAUGGCAUAGAUGGCGCUGGUGAUGGCUUUUACAUCUCUUAUACUGGUUACUUGCGUGGCGAGGAAAUUGGCCAAAAGUUUUUGGGGGAUUGGUCUGCCGAAGUUGAAUCAACGAAUUAUGGAGAUCACUACUGGUGGACUCACGCUGUUAUUGAAACCAGUUCUGAAAAGUACAAGUCACUCACAACUACCUUUCUCGUUGGACAAGGUCGCUGGUACGCUGGUGAGGGAAAGCGAGCUGUUGAAUAUAAGCUUUUCAAGGUGUCCACUGGGGCUUGA
Molecule: messenger RNA, 519 nt
Organism: Talaromyces marneffei
Lineage: Eukaryota; Fungi; Ascomycota; Eurotiomycetes; Eurotiales; Trichocomaceae
Exons: 2
Coding region: 1-519 (172 amino acids)
Source: RefSeq, a predicted model, not a curated record